This is a messenger RNA of Ylistrum balloti, 1803 nucleotides long. RefSeq names its product NXPE family member 4-like. The transcript is spliced from 4 exons. The record is from RefSeq and is a predicted model, not a curated record. Lineage: Eukaryota; Metazoa; Mollusca; Bivalvia; Pectinida; Pectinidae. The coding region runs from base 1 to 1803 and encodes 600 amino acids.
AUGGGAAUAUUCGGAGAGCAUGUGACGCCACCAAAGCCAUACGACGCUGGCGGUAAAGGGGUUGACCUACACACGGGUGACGUGCCCGUAGACCAACUUUCCGUCAUCGUUUCCUUCAGUUUUUGCAUGGAUAAGACUGUGAUGAGUACCUAUGGCAUGAAGGGCAGAUUCAGUGGCAAUAAGAUACAAUAUGAGUAUCCCUUAUUCCAACACUUUGCAUCAUUGCACCUGACUUCUCGCCAAGGAACCAAUUCUACUAAUCCGCAAGAGCAUAUAAUGAAAAUCUUCAAAAAUGCAAUUAAGACUAUUCCCGUGUCGGAUUAUUCAGCCUCUGUAUCAAAAGCGGUUUUGUCAUCUUACAAAGCCUACCUUUCUAUCGAAGAUAUUAUCGACAUAAGAAGUCUAGCCAGUAAUACUUCCUCCACACAAGCACUUGCUGUAAACAAUGCGGUAUAUUCUCUGGGAGAAAUUAUAAAGGUUAACAUCAGACUUUAUGAUGGAUACGGAAAACCACUCACAUACGGCGGAGAUGUUCUCAGAAUAUGGCUGACAAGUACAGCCAAUAACGCAAAUGCCAAUGGCUACGUCAUUGAUCACGGAAAUGGGUCCUACACAGGUCACGUGAUCGCCUUAUGGACAGGUAAAAGUGUCAUUAAGACAUCGAUAGCGGCAACUAAAGAGCAAAUUGCAGUCGUUCAAAAAUAUAUAGAAAAACAUGGAUUACUGCAUGAUAUGGUGGCUGGAUUUACAAAAGAUAAUGUUGUAGAACGAACGCCUUGCAGUGUGAAACCCGAUGUGUUAGGAUUGACGGACAUGUGUAAUUUUACCAACGAUAACUAUGGUCUUCACUGGUUCUGUGGGAAGCCAAGCAAUCCGUCACUAAAUUGCAAGGAUUGGAAGUUCACAAAAGGUCAUCGUACAGAUCAUUUAACUAAACCAGAGAGGAAAAUUGCAAGAAUCCACAAGCAUAUGCAUUUGCAGAAAAGUCCGGAAAUAACAAUAGCAGGAAGUGCAGAUUUUGUACAAUCUCCAGAUCUGCCAUGCUACAAGCGACCAAGUAAGGAAACAUGGCUUGAGGAGUCUCCUGUUGGUUUUUAUUAUCACGGAAAAUGGCACCAACGGGGCUGUACAAACACCUUUAUACCUACCAAGAUUUCAUAUGAAAACUGCUUACGGAAUCAGUACCUGUUUUUGAUUGGCGAUUCAAAUAUCCGCUCGUGGUUUGAUCAUAUAAAAGUUAGAGUGAAUAUGAAGAUACCGAAGAAUAAACAAGGUCUGACAGGACAACGAUGGUUCAGUUUGAGGGAAGCUGAACGACAGGAUUUGAAUCUGACACUGUUAUGGGCUGUUCAUGAACUUCCUUUCUAUACUGGAGAAGACUCCCCGAGGGAACAUAUCAAGUCCGUAGCCUGGUAUAUAGAUCGUGUUCCGACAAGGGAAAACGUAACAAUAGUUAUACAUAAUAUGAUGCAUUUCGCAAGAACGACGCCGUCGGAAUUUCGUGCACAUAUUCGGAAUGUCAAAUUUGCUAUAGGCAGAUUGUUUAAAAGAGUCCCUGGAGCUAGGGUGUUUGUAAAAGGACCACACUCUGCAACGUUUAUCGAUCUUCUUAAACCUUUAGAUUACAUACGAAAAAUUCACGAACAAUUAUUUUAUGAAGAAUUUAAGGAAUUCCAUGAUAAGAUAACUUAUUUGAAUGAAUGGGAUAUAACUACCAGUAUUGAUAACACCAACGUUCAUCCAAGUCAAUUCACUGUUAGCGAUAUGGUUAAUAACUUUAUGUUAUACUUGUGUGAAGUUUAG